Molecule: messenger RNA, 990 nt
Organism: Brassicogethes aeneus
Lineage: Eukaryota; Metazoa; Arthropoda; Insecta; Coleoptera; Nitidulidae
Source: the annotation of a GenBank genome assembly
ACUAUUAUUUUUAUGUUGGUAUUUAUAUUGAUAUAUUACCAUAUCCUUGAUUUCAAAAAUAAUAUUAAUAAUAAUAUUAUGUAUAAAUAUUCAAUUUUCGCACGUAAAAAAUCCUCAAUAAGAAAUAAUGGCAGCAAAUUAAUAGACAUCGAUUUUCAUUACAACAUAUUUAAUUUGGCAUGCAAGGAUGACCAUCCAGAGUUUGUGAUCUUUGUGUCAAGUUCUACAUUGAAUUUUAAGAAGAGAGAAGCAAUUAGAAGCACGUGGGGUAAUAACCAGUCUUCACCCAUAUUGUUUGCACUGGGAAGUGUUCAAAACAAGACAAUACAAAGUCAAAUCAACGCUGAAAAUGAAAGGUACUCGGACAUAAUUCAGGGGAGCUUCGAGGACACUUACAGAAAUCUGAGCUACAAACAAGUUAUGAUGCUUAAGUAUGUAAAUAAAUACUGUUCAGAUUCAAUGUAUUUAGUGAAAAUGGACGAUGAUGUAUUUGUGAAUAUGCAACAGUUAACAAACUUUAUUCACAAUGAUUUAAGUCCAAAUUACAAAUUUAAUUUAAUCAUGGGAGAUGUUUAUAUAGAUGCACCUGUUAUUAGAGAACCAUCAACAUGGAAAGUGACCCCAGAAGAAUUUUCACCAAACGUGUAUCCAACUUACUGUCCUGGAUAUCGAAUAAUAUAUUCUAUGGAUAUUGUGCAGUAUCUUCAUAGACAAUCGCAAAAUCCAGCUGUUAAAUUUUUUUGGGUUGAUGAUGUUUUUGUCAGUGGGAUUUUGGCUUCUAAAUUGAAAGACGUUCAUAAGGACAUAGGGCCUUUAACGGCGACUCAUACAAGGGUCAAACAAUAUUUAAAUGGUUCAGCAAAAUAUGAUUGUUUUGUGUUUAGUUCUUUCAGUUUCGAUAUAAAUAAAAAUGGACAAAUGAUGGAGUUUUUACGUAAUCAAACUCCUUGUUUUUCUGUUUCAAAUCGUUUAAUUUGGAUGAAUAAAUAA